GCGGCGGUUCACGCAUGUUCUGUUUUUCUGCGACUCGUCAAGUCGUCAUCACUCAUCAGGACGAAUCGAACAGCUGAUGCGACGGCCCUACAAAGUGAAAGGAGAAAAGUUUUAAAAGUACAAGGUUUCUGCAACUGUAAGAAAGAACGUCGCUAUAAUCCCCUUGCUAUGAUCCUGUGCUCGGUAAAACUCUUGAAUGAUUUCAACUUCAACAAGGAAUCAUUCUCAAAAAAUCAAGGAUCCAUUGAAUCACGCUCUGGAGCUGAUAAAAAGGAUAAAAGAAGCAGAUGCUCUUUACCGUCUACUAACUGAUAAAAUAGAUGAGGAUGUUCUAAAAGCUGAUGGCUCAAAAUUAAAAGUCAUAGCAACAAUGUCUGUUGGUGUAAACCAUCUAGUCUACAUUUAAAAGCAAUAAAAUCCAGAAAUAUUCCAAUCGGUUACACUCCUGAAGUUUUAACCUACGCUACUGCUUUGCUAACUGACUAUGGCUCUGAUUUUAAUUCAAGAAGGAGCAGCUACUCCCAAGAAGCUAGUGCGAGCCAUGACAGAAUAUAGUGUCCGUAGUAAUGUCCAAGGAGUUCGAUUCAUUCACUUGGGAUUGGAUGGGUGAUGCAUCUUUUGCUAAUCCAGAAUCAUCUCAUUCAUGUAAGUGCUCCAGAUGCACAGCAACAGUAAUUGUUGGUAAGUUUUACAAAAUCAUCACAACUUUGCAGCUUUUAUCGAAUUGUCUUGCAAUUUUGAUUUUAUCACUAGUUAAUGAGCACAUGCAUCAAACAUUUGGAGAUGCAGUAAUCCAGUCAAGUCACACUUUGCUGGGUAGUGAAGUACGAUUAUCCACGCUGCCAUGCAUAGUAGGAACACCGCCAAAUCAUAUUAAGUCUGAAAUAGGCAAGAUCAUAUCUACAAGACUAGUGGACGAUGAAGCAACUCUGCAUCUGGGAAUUGAAAGCUUUAUGACUUUGCGCAUAAUAAUCCUUUCAUGUCGAUGCUGGGUUUGCAGUACACAGAAUGACAGUUAUAAAUUUCUGCAUCGAAAUGGACGUCACUGAUCAAAU
Molecule: messenger RNA, 1055 nt
Organism: Nasonia vitripennis (jewel wasp)
Lineage: Eukaryota; Metazoa; Arthropoda; Insecta; Hymenoptera; Pteromalidae
Exons: 3
Coding region: 567-1049 (160 amino acids)
Source: RefSeq, a predicted model, not a curated record